CUGGAGAGACAGACCUUGAUAGACUAAAGUCGUGAAGACGACGGCAGUGUGAAAGCCGCCCGUGACCGCCGCGCAUAAGAGGUUACGAUCGCUUCCACUUUUGAAACCGGAUCCAGACCUCGCGGAUCCGCAGUCACUAUGCGAUUAUGUCGAGAUCGCACACACCUCGCGCAGACAUCAACAGCGCGAUAGUCCAUCAAUGGUCGCCUGGCCACGGCGGUGUAUCUCCGCACUCUGCCCAUAACUCUCCACACUACGACACCAGCAACGGUAUUAACGGUCAUGCGCGUUCGGUCUCGCAUCCAGUCCAUACUCCAGUCACACCACCAGUCACCGACGAUGAUGAGCGGCUAUGGCGGGAUCAAGAGCUCAACGACAAGAUCAUGCGGGCUGUGGAGGAGCAUGGCAUCACGCGGCCAAAAGGCCAUAAGGUGUCAUUCCACUACAACAGCCGUGUGGAAGACAUGCACUUUGGCAAGACGCAUCCGAUGAAACCAUGGCGCUUGACCCUUACAAAGCAUCUCGUGCUGAGCUACGGCUUACAAUAUGCCAUGGAUACCUACGAGGCUGUCGCAGCCGGCAAGGAUCAGGUCUGUGCCUUUCAUGACCCAGACUACGUUGACUUCCUUGCCGAGGUCAGUCCCCAGACGUUUCCGCAGCUGUGCGAGGUGCCACGUUUCGCUGCACAUACUCCCCCAAGGCACGAACACGACACCGUGGACCUAGGGCCUUUCAAUCUCAGUAUGAGCCCGGGUGCAGAUUGUCCGGUCUUUGACGGCAUGUCUACAUACCUUUUCUUGUAUACUGGUGCUACGCUUGGUGCAACCCACCAGCUCACAUCCGGACAGAGUGAUAUCGCAAUAAACUGGUCUGGUGGACUCCAUCACGCUCACAAAUCCGAAGCUUCUGGGUUUUGUUACAUCAACGACAUCGUGCUUUCCAUCCUAGACAUGCUACGGAUCUACGCGCGGGUUCUGUAUAUCGACAUAGACGUGCAUCACGGCGAUGGCGUUGAGGAAGCAUUCCAAAGGCAACCGAGGGUCAUGACUCUGUCGUACCAUCGCUAUGGACCGUACGACGAUACUGGGCACAAGUUCUUUCCUGGUACCGGCGACGUCACUGACGUCGGGCUCAAAGGCACCAUUGGCGAGCAUUUCGCCCUCAACGUACCCAUACCUAGUGGCAUAGAUGACAGGCAAUAUAGGUACGUCUUUGAAAGUGUGACCGGUAGGGCUAUAGAAGCCUUCAAGCCUAGCGCUAUCGUGCUGCAGUGUGGAGCAGACAGUCUCGGCGGCGACCGCUUGGGGCAGUUCAAUAUCAACAUUAAGCAGCAUGGGGAGUGCGUGAACUUCGUGAAGAGGCAUCGCCUGCCCUUGCUAUUGCUUGGCGGCGGCGGCUACACCGCACGAAAUGUCGCUCGCGCAUGGUGCCAUGAGACUGCGCUCGCCACUGAUAAUGGCGCUAACCUGCCGGAUCGAAUCCCACUUGAUCUUGUUCCACGGCCGGAGGCUUUUAGCGGACGUGCACAUGGGGACGGCAAGUUAUUUCCUGCCUUCCUCAGGUUGCAUAAGAACGACUGCACCGACGCUGAGCUUGAGUUGAUGGUCAAGAAACUGGAUUAUGAGUUGAAGUAUGUGAGGAAUUCGCCUUGGGUAAAGCUUGAUCAGCUACCGAGGCAAUCUGUCAUGGAGGACCUUGCCGAGCAGGUCGAAGAAGAUAUGCGACCAGGUCGACCAGAGAGGGACAGGAAGUGGCGUGAACGUAACCCGGCAGGCCGCGGGGAGAUGAGAUAACAUCGAGCCCCUGGUAUCUUCCUGGCGUCAUUUUGCGCUGUUGACUUAGCGAGGUGUUGCGGCGUGUCUUGCAGUAUGUAACGAAGUCCGACAAAUUUCCACUUGGCGACU
Messenger RNA from Baudoinia panamericana UAMH 10762, 1904 nucleotides. RefSeq lists its product as uncharacterized. Gene Ontology annotation, molecular function: histone deacetylase activity. Bases 147 to 1793 code for a protein of 548 amino acids. The record is from RefSeq and is a predicted model, not a curated record. Lineage: Eukaryota; Fungi; Ascomycota; Dothideomycetes; Mycosphaerellales; Teratosphaeriaceae. The transcript has a single exon.